Molecule: messenger RNA, 913 nt
Organism: Exaiptasia diaphana
Lineage: Eukaryota; Metazoa; Cnidaria; Anthozoa; Actiniaria; Aiptasiidae
Product: protein PFC0760c
Exons: 2
Coding region: 27-896 (289 amino acids)
Source: RefSeq, a predicted model, not a curated record
AUAAGGGGCGUGGUGUGUUGCUUGUCAUGACAAGACCUUUAAUGUUUUCAUGUCGAAUUCUUGCAAUGAAUUUGUCGGUAGAAUUCGUAACGAACAACACUUUCACCAAUGGUACAUUUGAAGACGAUCAAACGAACUCGUCUAAAUACAUCAUACCUUUAGCCAUUGCGUUACCCAUAGUUGUGUUUAUCAUUGCCAUGUUGGUACUAGUAUAUUGCGUGACACAGAAGAAACAAAGAAGCGUCACGCUGACCAUGAGAAGAGCGCGACGAAUGAGACGCAUGGACGCCUUGCAUAUCAAUGUUGAAUAUUCCGACUCAGAGACAAACAAACCUCGAGGCUACACAAAUCUUUGCCUGGAUGUGUCUCCCGAUGACAGCACUAACAAGGACUUAAAUUCAGAUACAGAGGGACAGACAGAAACGUGUGACCAUGACAACGAUGACGUAAGCAUUAACCACGAGAGUAAUCACGACGACGACGAAAGCAACGAAUCUCGUUUGGUAAAAGACCACGUGGACAAUGACGUAAAUAACUGUGAAGAACACAUGCGCAAUAAGCCUAUUGUGGAUGAAAAUGGCAUUGAUGAAUAUGAUAAAAGUGAUGAAUAUUGUGAACACAUUGGUGAUCACGUGAUACAGUAUAACGAUUUCAAACCUCAGCCUCCCACUCGGUUCGACUUCGACACAGAAAGUACAACUUCGACGGACAACUGGGCUGUAGUGUGCGCUAGCGAAACGGAUUUCCUAACAGACAAUAUUAACGCAGGCAAUACUUCAAAGGGUGGAGACCACAGUCCGACCGAGCUUGCGACAUCAAAAAGAAUUAUUGACAAGGAAGAUCCACUGUCAGACGAUAAUGAUGAACAGGCAGUUAAUCCGGAAUCCGUUGGUUGAUGUUUAGAUCCCAAAUU